CCGGUCUCAUAAUGGGCAACAAUGGUAAUCUGUCCAAGGCGGAGCUGUUUAUACAGAAUCUGAACGCCACCAAUGCGAAAAAGCUUGCCUUCGCUAUGGUGCUGGGGUUCGUCGUGUAUCACGCCUUUCUUCAUUUGCGCUAUGGUUCGGAUUCGUGCAAGUGGUUGCUUAGCGCUGGCCGGUUCAAAGGCGACAAGGAAUGGCAACCGUACGGGUGCAUGCUGCACAAGUACACAGAAACUGACACACGGAAAUGCCUACGGUAUCUUGCGUUUUGGGGCAACCAGAACCAUUUUGUGCUGAUCGGUGACGAACGGCUACGAUCACUUUCACUAGAGUUCAUCGACUACCUUCGUUCGAGCGAAACGGAAAACAAUUCGAAACAAUCGUCCAACACGAAAAGCACAGAAAACGUUCAAUUUACCGACUAUAAGUUACGGCUCCGGGUGGAGUAUAUAUACGCAAACGAGGUAUCGAAAAGUUUAAUCGAUGAGUUCAUCAAAUGGGAGCAUGAGGAAGAUCCACCGAGCUUAAUCAUUGCCAGCUGCACCUAUCCCACCUUUCAGCGUGGUAACGUAACGGAAGAUAUUCAGAAGGCGUACGAAAAGAAUCUAACACGUCUCGUGUCACCAAUCGAUCGACUGUAUGCGAAGAAAACGAAAAUUAUCUGGAAACUGCAAGAUCCGGUCGAUCAGGAAAGUUCCCCCGAAGAGUGGAAAAAUGUGCGCAAUGAGGAUGUGGAUCGGAUUAAUCAAGCGGCAAGCAAUAUAUUGCUCUAUUCGGAAGCGAAAAUCUGGUCUUCUUCCAAUAUGAUCGCUUCCGGGCUGGUGGAUGAGUUUGCCGAUGGACAAAAGCUGAGCUCACUUACACUGAAACACGAUGUGCAAAUUUUGCUGAACAUGUACUGUAAUGAUUAUAUGAAUUACAACGAUGGAACGUGCUGCAGCAGCGCAGAACCGUACACAAUCAUACAGGUUACAACGUAUGCAUUUUUAGCAGUUUGUGCAAGUAUUGCGACCGCCAUGUAUAUACGAAAGUGGAUUGUUAAGUGGCGCGGUAUACACACUUACAUGCCGCUUAAUCAACCCACCAAUUGCACCGACACGCAGUCUCCCCUGUCGGCGCUUGCCUCGCUCGCCAUCAUCAUGACCUAUUUCUACCUUUGCGAUCGAACCAACUUUUUCAUGAAGGAAAACAAAUACUACUCCGAGUUUAGCUUCUGGAUACCGGUUGGGUACGUGUUUGCGCUCGGGUUGUUCUUUACCGAGGACAGUAAGCUGACGAAGGUGCUGCACCGUGAUCAAACGGAUGAGUUGAAAGGCUGGAUGCAGUUGGUCAUCCUGAUCUACUACAUGACCGGUGCGUCCCACAUUCUGCCGAUCUACAUGCACAUCAAGGUGCUGAUCAGUGGCUUUUUGUUUCUGUCCGGAUAUGCCCACUUCACCUACUGGUGGCAAACAGGUAAUGCGGGGCUGGUGCGCUUUCUGAACGUCAUGUUUCGGGUGAACUUUCUCACCGUCCUGCUGUGCCUGUGCAUGAACCGCCCGUACCAGUUUUACUUCUUCGUGCCACUGCUUUCGUUCUGGUAUAGUAUUAUGUACCUGAUGCUAUCGCUUCCGCCCCGCAUUACCGCCCAAAUAGCGGAAGCAAAUCCGUACCAGUAUCUGUACGUGGUGGUGAAGUUCAUUACGAUGCUGGCAACCGUAACGGUGCUGUACAUGAGUGAAGUAUUUUUCGAGCGCAUCUUCGUUACCCGCCCAUGGAAGGCGCUGUUCGUCACAACGGAUGAUGAUAUUCACGAAUGGUGGUACCGGUGGAAGUUGGAUCGCUACACGAUCACGUACGGUAUGAUUUUUGCUGCCAUCUUCCAAAUUUCGCAACGAUACGCCAUUGUGGACGAUAACAACCAUGGCAAUUUGUUCUCGAAACGAAUCUCACUUACCUCCACGCUGGCUGCCAUUACCGGGAUCGGAUGCUACAUGACGUGGACCUUUUUCUGUCGCAAUCGGCAGGACUGCGAGGAGGUACACUCGUACGUGGUGUUUAUUCCAAUCGUGGGCUACAUUUUACUGCGUAACAUUUCCGGCAUACUACGGACGCGGUAUUCGACGUUUUUCGCGUGGUUUGGCAAGAUUUCGUUGGAGCUUUUUUUGUGCCAAUACCACAUCUGGCUGGCUGCCGAUCGGAACGGUGUCCUUGUACUGUUGCCCGGAUUUCCGACGCUUAAUGUGCUGAUCACGUCGUUCAUCUUCGUGUGUGUAUCGCACGAGAUACAUCGUGUAACGAGCGUGCUGUUGCCAUACGCGGUCCCGAACGACUGGAAGCUAGCCCUAAGGAAUAUUGUGUUCUUUGUGAUUCUGCUCAUACCGUUGGGUCGAUAUGAUGGAAUGUUUUAA
Anopheles maculipalpis is the source of this 2396-nucleotide messenger RNA. Its product is annotated as N-acetylneuraminate 9-O-acetyltransferase. Lineage: Eukaryota; Metazoa; Arthropoda; Insecta; Diptera; Culicidae. The coding region runs from base 12 to 2396 and encodes 794 amino acids. The transcript has 4 exons. The record is from RefSeq and is a predicted model, not a curated record.